AGAAGUAAAUAUUAGUAAUCAACCCUAGUCAUAAUAUUAUAUAUGGGAAGUGAGUGUGACAAUAUUCCACAAAAAGUUUAAUGUUUCUUCAAAGAAGAACUGUAUCAAGAACUGGUAUUUUAAAAACAAAACGAUGUUUUUUAAUAUCUUGUGCAAGUUAAUUAUAUAUUAAAUGGUACAAUGCAAAUUCUAAGGCUAUCUCCAUUAUAUGGCUUAGCUGCAAUAUUGUUAAUAUUUUGGUGCGGUACAUGGUUUGUUCACAUAUUAGCAAUAUGUUAUGGAAAAUAUAAACUUAAUAAAAAGGUUUGCAAAUUUCCUACAGAAACUCCUCUAACUGCAGUUUCAAUUAUUAAGCCACUUAUGGGUGUAGAUCCAAAUUUAGAACAUAACCUUGAAACAUUUUUUACAAUGGAUUAUCCUGUGUAUGAAUUGCUUUUUUGUAUCGAGGAUAAGGACGAUCCAGCUACAAUAGUGGUACAAGGCUUAAUGAGCAAAUAUCCAAAAGUAGAUGCUUCGCUUUUUAUUGGUAGUUCGAAUGUUGGCGUAAAUCCGAAAAUUAAUAAUAUGCAACCAGCUUACGUAGCCGCUAAAUUUGAAUUCAUCAUGAUAUCGGAUAGUGGAAUAAAAAUGCGAAGUGAUACUUUACUAGAUAUGGUUAAUAAUAUGACAGAAGGGUAUGCAUUAGUUCAUCAAAUGCCUUUCACAUGUGAUCGUGAAGGUUUUGCAGCAACUUUUGAAAAGAUAUACUUUGGUACAGUGCAGUCCAGAAUUUAUUUAUCAGCUGAUUUGCUUGGUAUAAACUGUCAUACAGGAAUGUCCUGCUUGUUGCGUAAACCAGUUAUUGAUCAACUCGGGGGACUUCAAACAUUUGGUUGUUAUUUAGCAGAGGAUUUUUUUAUUGCCAAAGCUAUAGUAAAAAGCGGGUGGAAAAUGCGUAUAAGUAACCAACCAGCUUUACAAAAUAGUGGUUUUUGUGAUAUUAAAAGUUUCCAAGCUCGCCUUAUACGUUGGGCUAAAUUGCGUGUUGCCAUGGUACCAACAACUAUUUUACUCGAACCUCUUUCAGAAUGUAUGAUCUUAGGCGCUUUUGCUUCUUGGGCAGCAUCACUUUUAUUUAGCUGGGAUCCUUUGGUGUUUUAUUUGGUGCACAUUCUAACGUGGUUGUUAUCAGAUUGGAUAUUACUUUCAAUAGUGCAGCAUGGCUCAUUAACAAUUCACAAGUUUGAGUUUGUUGUGGGUUGGUUAUUUCGUGAACUUAGUGGACCUUACUUGUUUCUCAACGCUUUGUGGAGUCCAGCAAUCCGAUGGCGUACUAGAACAUAUAAACUGCAAUGGGGCGGAAUAGCUUAUGAGCUGCCAGCCAACACAAAUUUAAGUACGAAACGCUUAAUACCAUCGUAGCAUUUAAUAUUCAUUAUUUGAUAAAUAAACUAGUUUGGAGUGUAUAUGAAAAAUAUUUAGACUUAGAUAGAAUUUGUAAAUUUGUUACUUGAAGUAAAUUAAAGUGGUAUUAUUAUAUAAGCUUAUUAUCGCAUACUUUUUUAAUUUGAUUUACAUACAAAUUUAUCUUAAAAAUGCAUUUUGUAAAGUAAAAACAUUUAUAACAAAUUAUUAACAGCACUAUAUACAUACUCAAAUUAAUGGAUUUAUGUAUUUAAUUUUAUUUGUAAAUAUAGGGUGCAUAUCAAAAAGAAAAUAAAAUAAAUAAUAAUAAUUGUAUAUACAUAC
Teleopsis dalmanni is the source of this 1728-nucleotide messenger RNA. RefSeq names its product ceramide glucosyltransferase-like. Lineage: Eukaryota; Metazoa; Arthropoda; Insecta; Diptera; Diopsidae. The record is from RefSeq and is a predicted model, not a curated record. Gene Ontology annotation, biological process: glucosylceramide biosynthetic process. Bases 181 to 1401 code for a protein of 406 amino acids. The transcript has 6 exons. Gene Ontology annotation, cellular component: membrane. Gene Ontology annotation, molecular function: ceramide glucosyltransferase activity.